CUCAGUCAUCAUGCCCCGGGGACACAAGAGUAAGCUCCGUGUUCAAGCGAAACGUCGCCAGGCCCGAAGUGAGAACCAGCCUGUCCAGGAUGCUCAGGCUCCAGGGGCACAGGGAGGGGAGGCCCCAUCCUGCUCUGGUCUCUCUGAGGAAGCUGCCCCCAGCUCCUCUGUUGGCCUCGGUCCCCAGAAGUUGGAGGAAGCUGCCAGUAGCUCCUCUGUGGGCCUCAUUCCCCAGAAGUCUGAGGAGGCGGGCCCCAGCUCUUCUGUGGGUCUCAUUCCCCAGAAGUCUGAGGAAGCUGCUCCCAGCUCCUCUAUGGGCCUCGUUGCCCAGAAGUCUGAGGAAGCUGCUCCCAGCUCCUCUGUGGGCCUUGUUCCCCAGAAAGUGGAGGCAGCUCCAUCCCAUGCCACUCAAGCAGGUGCACCUUCCCAAAAAAGAUCUGGGAAAGGUGCUAAAGGCAAGAAGCCUGAAAGGGCAGCUUCCUCUAAGGCCAUGCCCUCUACUGAGAGCUUAGUGAAAGAUCUCCAUAGGAAGAAGGCAGGAAUGUUGAUGCACUACCUGCUGUAUAGGUAUAAAAUUAAAGAGCCCAUUCUGAAGGGUGAGAUGCUGAGGAUUAUCCACAAAAGGUUCCGUCCAGAAUACCCCGAGAUCCUCAAAACUGCUGCUGAUCGGGUUGAAUUGCUGUUUGGCCUUGAGCUUGUGGAAGUCAAGCCUGGUGGUGGCUCCUAUGCCCUUGUCACCAAGGUCGAUAGCCCCAACAGUGCCAUAGCAUUCACUGGGUUGAGCUUUCCCGUGAAUGGGCUCCUGAUGCCUCUUCUUGGUGUGAUCUUUUUAAAUGGCAACUCUGCCACUGAAGAGGUGAUCUGGAAGUUCCUGAGUGCUUUAGACAUGUAUGAUGGCACAGAACACUUAAUCUUUGGUGAGCCACGAAAUCUCAUCACCAAAGAUCUGGUAAAGUUAGGGUAUCUGGUGUACCGUAGGGUACGUCACAGUGAUCCUCCAUCCUAUGAAUUCCUGUGGGGCCCAAGGGCAUAUGCUGAGACCAGCAAGAUGAAAGUCCUUGAGUUUUUGGCUAAGGUUAAUGAAACCAUCCCUAGCGCCUUCCCAGUCCAUUAUGCAGAGGCGUUGAGAGAGGAGGAAGAGUGGGCCAAAGAGAAAGCUGCAGCCAGACGUGGCCCUACUUCUCCAUUGCCUUAA
Messenger RNA from Octodon degus (degu), 1195 nucleotides. Its product is annotated as melanoma-associated antigen B2-like. NCBI's taxonomy places the organism in Eukaryota, Metazoa, Chordata, Mammalia, Rodentia, Octodontidae. Gene Ontology annotation, biological process: negative regulation of transcription by RNA polymerase II. The record is from RefSeq and is a predicted model, not a curated record. Bases 11 to 1195 code for a protein of 394 amino acids. The transcript has a single exon. Gene Ontology annotation, cellular component: nucleus.